UCUACCGGCUCUCAUUCCGGGAGAGGGGGCGGAGCUCCUCCCCCUCCUUCUGCUCUGACUCCUCCCAUCUCCAGUCGAAAAUAGCUGCUGACACCCGGAGAAGCGGAAGAGAUUGUCCGAGGGGGAGACCCCGACAGCUGCGCCCUGGGGGGAGGGCGAGAAGGUCACCGGAUGCAUCAGAGAAACUAGGAGUAAAUAUGGCGGCUCCAGGUUACCCUUCACCCGCUGCUGGAUACCCAAGCCCACCAUAUCCUUCAGCUCCAUAUCCCACCAGCCCUUCUGCUCCACCUCCACCGCCUACUCCUGGUUUCCAUGACUACCCCGGACCCGGCUGCAGCAUCCCCCCUCAGCACCACAUGCACCCCGCUCCUCUUCCACAGCCGGACCCUCCCCCGGGGGGAGCACCAUACAUGCCCGUGAGCAGCGGCAGCGCCCCCAGUGCACUGGAGUACCUCAGCCAGAUAGACCAAAUAUUAAUCCACCAAAAGACAGAACUGCUGGAAGCUAUCACAGGUUUUGAGACAUGCAACCAGUAUGAGUUACGAAAUAUUAUGGGUCAGCGGAUAUUCACUGCGCAGGAGAGGAGUACAGUGUGUGCCCGAUGGUGCUGCGGGUCUCUGCGCCCCCUAAAUCUGCAGGUGUGCGACAACACUGGACGGGAAGUCAUCCACUUCAUCCGCCCCCUUAAAUGUACCAGCUGCUGCUUCCCCUGCUGUUUACAGGAGCUCGAGGUGCAGAGCCCUCCAGGUCACACCAUUGGGUACGUUGUGCAGAGCUGGCAUCCGUUUGUUCCUAAGUAUUGUCUCCUCACGGAGAGCCGGGAGCCGGUCCUGAAGGUGGUCGGUCCGUGUCUUAUGUCCAGUUGCUGUGGAGACGUGAACUUCCAGAUAAAACCACUGUGUGAGUCUCGCAGUGUGGGCAGGAUCAGUAAGCAGUGGACUGGAUUACCAAAGGAAAUAUUUACCGAUGCUGAUAACUUUGGGAUCCAGUUCCCUAAGGAUCUGGAUGUGAAGAUGAAGGCGGUUCUUAUUGGAGCCUGCUUCCUACUGGACUACGCGUUCUUCGAGAGGUCAAGAAGUAAGAAGGAGCGUCACACAGUAAUCAGCUAACAGCAUCGGGUGCUGCCACUAAUGCCUUAAGCCCCUCCUACCGCCAUCUGUAUAUCCUCCAGUUUACACCCAUAUAACCCCCC
This is a messenger RNA of Bufo bufo (common toad), 1192 nucleotides long. Its product is annotated as phospholipid scramblase 1-like. Bases 198 to 1109 code for a protein of 303 amino acids. NCBI's taxonomy places the organism in Eukaryota, Metazoa, Chordata, Amphibia, Anura, Bufonidae. The record is from RefSeq and is a predicted model, not a curated record. Gene Ontology annotation, molecular function: phospholipid scramblase activity. Gene Ontology annotation, cellular component: plasma membrane. The transcript has 8 exons. Gene Ontology annotation, biological process: plasma membrane phospholipid scrambling.